Molecule: messenger RNA, 483 nt
Organism: Triticum dicoccoides
Lineage: Eukaryota; Viridiplantae; Streptophyta; Magnoliopsida; Poales; Poaceae
Exons: 3
Coding region: 1-483 (160 amino acids)
Source: RefSeq, a predicted model, not a curated record
AUGCGUGUGUGCGUUCAUAGGGUAACAAGCCCUCGAGCCAGUCUGUCGCAUCCCCUAGUUUCUGUCAUCCCAAUCCACCUCGCCGAUGCCUCCCACUCCUGCGCCGCCCAAGAGGUUGCCGCCAAGAACAGACCACUGGUUGUCUCCGCGUGCGGGUUUGGCCCUAUCCCCGCGGGGCUCAGAUUCUUGUUCAACUGCAGGAUCUUCAUCAUUAUUGAGUCGGCGUUCUCGGCGUGGCCAGCGCGGCGCUGCACCGGUCCGGCCAAUGCUGGCGAAGCCUGCCCUAUAAGUACGAUCAUGGGGCUUGGAUGUGGCUCCAGAGGCAUGACAGAGAAGCUGCAGCACUCCCAAAUUCAGCUAUGCCAGGACAUCCCUGAUUCUAUCAUCUGGAGGAUAACCAAGUCAGGUUGCUACUCUGCUCAGUCGGCAUACAGGUUCCAGCACCUGGGGCUGCAGAGCUCUGGGUUUUUUAUUAGCUCUUAA